AUGAACGACAGUUAUAAAUACACCUUGAUGUCUAUUGAGGGCAUGACAUGUUGUUCUUGCGUAAAAUUGAUAGAGGAUGUUAUAGGCGAAAUAAAUGGUGUCAUUAAUGUUUCAGUUUUUUUAACAUUCGAGAUAGCAUUAGUGCAGUAUGAUAUUUCUGCAGUAAGCGAAAAUGAUCUUGUCAAUAAAGUGAAUGAUAUGGGGUUUGAUGCUCGCUUAUUAAUUUCCAAAGAAAUUUUUACUAAUUCAAGUGAGAAAAUAUUUGAUAAUAAAAUUGAUAGCACAAAUACUGUCAGAGGAAACCAAAAAAUUGAAACAAGAGUAAAUAUGUCGUCAGCAUCUUCAUCAAAGUGCUACCUACAAAUUUUUGGAAUGACUUGUGGUUCAUGCGUUGCUCACAUUGAAAAUCAUGUUUCCAAACAGUUUGGUGUUUGUAGUAUCUUGGUUUCAUUGUUGGGCCAAACAGCAGAAGUUGUUUACAAUGCUGAUCUUAUAUCUCCCAAUGAAAUAACAAAGCAUAUAGAAAAUAUUGGAUUUGAAGCCCAAGUUGUUGAUGAGGGUUACAUUGACAAAAAAUUAAAAUUGCUUAACAUUACUACAUAUCUGCAUUCAGGUGUUGUUUCCUGUGAUGUUAAUUCGUCAUUGCUUGGAUCAUGUUCAAUAAGCAUCAUUUAUAAUGCAAACUGCAUUGGGCCAAGAAAAAUUCUGCAAAUAAUUACGCAUCAUGAUCUCCACGUGAAGUGCAUUUCUUCUAAGCCUUUUGAAUCAUCCUCAAAUGAUCAUAACAAGGAAGUCAAUAUAUGGAAAAAUUCUUUAAAAAUUUCUUUGUUGUUUGGCAUCCCGAUGACAGUUGUCAUGUUUUACUUCAUGUUUAUUUUGGGUAAUGAAAGUAAAUAUUGCAUUAUAAAUGAUGACAUCCUUGUACCAGGGUUAUCUCUCAGAAACCUUCUUCUUGUAGUAAUUACUUCCCCUGUUCAGAUUUUGGCUUUCAAAUUAUUCUAUAAACGAGCUUUCAAAUUUUUGCGUUAUGGUCAAGCAAAUAUGGAUGUUCUCAUUACUCUUGCUUCAUUAACAUCCUUCUUUUACUCUAUAAUCGUACUUUUAAUUGCUGUUCUGUGUAUAAGAAGUCAAAGUAGUCCAAAAACGUUUUUUGAAACAACUCCUAUGUUAAUGGUAUUUAUUUCAUUUGGAAGAUGGAUGGAACAUUUGGCUAAGAAAAGAACAUCGGAAGCAUUAAACAAAUUAUUGUCAAUGCAGUCAACUGAAGCUGUUGUUGUUGAGCUCGAUGAAGAAGGUGCUGUCCGUACGGAACAGAGUUUGCAACUUGAACUGGUUGAAAGAGGUGACAUAUUAAAGGUUCGUCCAGGGGAAAAGAUACCAGUCGAUGGUAAAGUGAUAAGCGGAUACUCAUUAUGUGAUGAAUCAUUCAUAACUGGGGAAUCUAUGCCCGUUGCUAAAACCACUGGUUCACAGGUGAUUGGUGGGUCACUCAAUCAAAAUGGCCAGUUGUUGUUGAGGGCAACUCAUGUUGGGGUUGACAGUGCUCUUUCGCAAAUUGUCAAGUUGGUGCAAGAAGCUCAAACUAAUAAAGCUCCUAUCCAACAGUUAGCCGACGACAUUGCUGGAAUAUUUGUGCCUGUAGUUGUCAUCAUCUCCAUCGUCACAUUAUUUUUUUGGGUUAUUAUUGGCUUCCAUACAAAAACUGUUGACGGGUCGAACGAGGUAUACGGAAUUAGUCAUCAAAAUCGUGAAUUGAUAAUUCAAAGAGCUUUUAAAUUUGCAAUUACGGUUUUAUGCAUAGCAUGUCCGUGUGCUUUAGGUCUAGCCACACCAACAGCUGUCAUGGUGGGUACAGGGGUUGGGGCCAUCAAUGGUAUUCUUAUCAAAGGUGGUCUUCCUCUUGAAAGAGCACACAAAGUUAAUACAGUGAUAUUUGAUAAAACUGGUACAAUUACUCGUGGUACUCCGCAAGUAUAUUCUGUUCAUCUUUUUGGAGAUUGUUGCCUACCGUUUCUGAUAUCAUUAAUUGGAACAGCUGAAUCAUCUAGCGAACAUCCUAUUGCUAAUGCCAUUGUUGAUCACGCUAAAAAAAUUUUAUGUAUAGAACAGUUGGGUCAUGUUACGAACUUCAACAACUUUGCUGGACUUGGCAUCGAAUGUGAUGUCACUUCUCUAGAUGCAGUUAUUAAAGAAGCUUAUAAACAUGGUGUUUACAUUUCGUCUACUGAAGAUUUUAAGUUGUCAUAUCAUAUAAUUGUUGGGAACCAAGAAUGGAUGAAGCAGAAAAAUAUUUUCAUCGCCACUGAAAUAAAUGAAAUGAUGGAAAAACAAGAAAAUAAUGGGCACUCGCAUGUGUUUUGUGCUAUCGAUGGCAAAUUAGUUGCGGUCAUUAUGAUAGCAGAUCAAAUAAAAGUAGAAGCCCACUUGGCUGUUUACACCCUGAAGAAAAUGGGUUUAGAUGUUGUUCUCUUGACUGGUGAUAAUAUUAAAACUGCAGAACACGUAGCUAGACAGGUUGGAAUUGAAGAUGUUUUUGGAGAAGUUCUUCCUUCUGAUAAAGUGGCUGUUAUCAAGUGGCUGCAAAGUCAAAAUAAAGUAGUGGCCAUGGUUGGUGAUGGAGUAAAUGACUCACCCGCACUUGCACAAGCAGAUAUUGGUAUUGCUAUCGGAUCUGGUACCGAUGUAGCUGUGGAAGCAGCUGAUGUUGUUCUUAUCCAGAAUGACUUGCUAGAUGUGGCAAAUGCUAUCUUAUUAUCGAGCAAAACAGUUCAAAGAAUAAAGGCAAAUUUUAUAGCUGCGACAAUUUAUAAUUUUUUGGCUAUUCCAUUGGCGGCAGGUUUGUUGAUGCCGCUUGGACUGCAGCUUCAACCGUGGAUGGCUUCUUUUUUGAUGGCCAUGUCUUCUCUAUCAGUUAUCGGAAUUUCUCUCAUGCUCAAAUUGUACGUUUAUUAA
Helobdella robusta is the source of this 2952-nucleotide messenger RNA. RefSeq lists its product as hypothetical. Gene Ontology annotation, molecular function: ATP binding; ATPase-coupled monoatomic cation transmembrane transporter activity; ATP hydrolysis activity. Gene Ontology annotation, biological process: monoatomic cation transport. Lineage: Eukaryota; Metazoa; Annelida; Clitellata; Rhynchobdellida; Glossiphoniidae. Gene Ontology annotation, cellular component: membrane. The record is from RefSeq and is a predicted model, not a curated record. The transcript has 20 exons. The coding region runs from base 1 to 2952 and encodes 983 amino acids.